AUUAAAAACCACAAAUCGGUUAUCAAUACAAACGUGAAUUCUGUCGUAUAUUUGACAUACAUUUCUGUCCCAUAUUUGGAGAAAUCAAAGGGAAAUAUAAUCAACAUCUCGAGUAUUGCGAGUUUAGUAACUGGAAAACUGUUCACGUCAUACUGUAUGUCAAAGGCGGCGCUCGAUAUGUUCACCAAAUGUAUGGCCGCAGAGUUGGGGGUCAAAGGGAUUAGAGUUAAUUCAGUCAAUCCGGGUGGAGUUCGUACCAAUUAUGGUCAGGCUAACUUUGGUUUGACUAAAGACCAGGAGAAUGCUAUGUGGGAUAAAUUUUGUGCUACAUAUCCGGUGGGACGAGCCGGUGAGGGUUUGGAUAUUGCCAAUGCCAUUGCAUACCUGGUCAGUGAUCAAGCUGAGUUUGUUACGGGUACUAUACUCGUGGUCGAUGGCGGACACAUUGCAGCUAAUGUUAAUAUUGAACUAUAA
Oppiella nova is the source of this 474-nucleotide messenger RNA. Lineage: Eukaryota; Metazoa; Arthropoda; Arachnida; Sarcoptiformes; Oppiidae. The record is from the annotation of a GenBank genome assembly.